This is a messenger RNA of Ylistrum balloti, 1316 nucleotides long. Its product is annotated as location of vulva defective 1-like. The transcript has 12 exons. The record is from RefSeq and is a predicted model, not a curated record. The annotation marks the transcript as partial. NCBI's taxonomy places the organism in Eukaryota, Metazoa, Mollusca, Bivalvia, Pectinida, Pectinidae.
AUUGCACAUGCACGCAACCGUCAUCACAGUGGACUGGAAACUGGUAUGACAGUCAGUUCGAUGGCACGUUUGCAAUGAGCUGGUCAGGUAGUGCCAUUACAGUAACGGGGUGGUCAGUGACGGCCUAUUCAUCCACAGUGUCCAGCUGGACAUGUGUUUUGGAGGAUACUACAAAUAGAUACAUCGUGUUCCUUGGUGACACGACGGUGAAUUUGUUCGGGCAGCCCCAGAACGCCUAUAUAUGUAUGGCAUGGACUGAAGUCAGCACAUAUUCUUACAUUUACUACCUGCGGGCAAAUACGGAGACAAAUGCAGGAGAUUUCCGUGUUUUUAUAGAAGACUCCGCCAUCGCUAUGGGAUCAGCUAGCAAAUAUUGUUCCCCAACAAGUGGACCUUCAACAGCUGAGUACCACACCUUAGUCAAGCAAGGCUUUACUUCAAGCGUGGGCCAGUACUUUCCAACUCUACUACUGGGGACAUACGAAUACACAGCCAACGAUGGCUCUAGUUCGCUGUGUGGAACCGGAAGUGUAUGGGAUAACUGCGUUGACAGGACAUAUACAGCGUUCAAUUAUUCACAGUGUUCGACAGUAAUGGCAUAUUCAAGUGGCGGUACUUUGUACAAUGUAUAUUCACUAGUUAGCGGAUCGUACACGUAUAUAACCCUGGUCAACGAUGACACCACGACUGAUCAGUCCACCACGUACCGAUUCACAUGCCUGAUAACCGAAGCAUCUGGGUCGAACGUCCAGCUGAGUAUAGACCACGGCAGCUGUAGCCCUACCGGCACCCCAUCUACUGUCCCAACAGGAGGAAUGACAGCUCUGCUGACUCCUUAUGCAUUUACCACGACGAGUCCGACGACUACAUCAACUACUACUACUACUACAACUUCUAGUGCUACUACAGCUAAUGCCGCCUCCACUGAGACCAGUAGCGGCAGUAUUGGACUAUUUGUUGGAGCCGCCAUAGGAGGCUUGCUUUUCAUAUUGAUCAUUAUCGGCGUUGUUAUCAUCUGUCUUAAACUGAAGAAAAAGAAAAAUGUUGUACAUGACGAAGAAAAGAAACAGGUUCCUCCUCAAGUUCGUGUUUUUCGAAAAGACAUUUUUGAUAUUCGGAGAUUUCCAGGGAAAUAUUUACCACCAAUUAACGGAGAAUGUGUUAUAGAGACGAUGUCUCCACGAGAUGCCCUGGAGAUUGGGACACCUGAUGCUGAUAACCGAUUACUAUCCCCCUUACCAGUCCAUCCUGUUGCCCCGGUGACGGUACCACAAACCGACAAGCAUCCACUACCACCUAUUACAAACAAUGGGUGA